This is a messenger RNA of Aspergillus alliaceus, 1069 nucleotides long. RefSeq lists its product as uncharacterized. The transcript is spliced from 3 exons. NCBI's taxonomy places the organism in Eukaryota, Fungi, Ascomycota, Eurotiomycetes, Eurotiales, Aspergillaceae. The record is from RefSeq and is a predicted model, not a curated record. Bases 64 to 966 code for a protein of 300 amino acids.
UUAGAGACCUCAAGCAAAACAUUUCAUUCCUAUUUCGAUACUAUCAACUACAGAACACACACAAUGUCUGGAGUCGUCCACAAAGUCAAGGAGGCCGUCAGUGGCAACCACCACUCGACCUCUGACACCCAUAACACCAGCACCUCCACCAACCACGGCCCUCACAACUCCAAUAUUGCUAACAAGCUUGACCCCCGUGUUGAUAGCGACAAGGAUAACCGCGCCCGCCACGAGGCCUUAGGCGGUGCUCAUGGCCCUCACUCAUCCAACUUGGGCAACAAGGUCGAUCCCCGUGUCGAUAGCGACCGUGACAACCGCGCUGCUCACCACACAACCACCACUACGGGCCCUACUGGUGCGACAACUACCCACUCCAGCACCCACGGCCCUCAGCAUGCCCCUGUUGGUGCUGCUGGUGGCGUAGAUGCUCCAUUCUCAACUACUGGAACUACCGGUUCCCACUCCACCAAUGCCGGCCCUCACAACUCUAACGUCGCUAACAAGCUUGACCCCCGUGUUGAUAGCGACAGGGACAACCGCACCCGCCACGAGGCCUUAGGAGGUGCUCAUGGCCCUCACUCGUCCAACUUGGGCAACAAGGUCGACCCCCGUGUUGACAGUGACCGAGACAACCGCGCCGCCGGCCUUGGAGCCACUGGUGCCGUCGGUACUCCUGGUGCCUAUGCCUCAGGUGCAAACCAUGGCUACGGCACAGGCGCCGGCGUCGGCACUACUACCUCGACUCAUGGCCCUCACGACUCCAACCUCGCGAACAAGGCCGACCCUCGUUUCGACUCUGAUAUGGACAACCGUGCUCGCCAUGAGGGUCUUGCUAGCAGCAGCUACAACACUACGGGUGGUAGUGCCACUGCCGGCCCUCACAAGUCCAACGUGGCGAACAAGCUUGACCCUCGCGUCGACUCUGACUUGGAUAACCGUCGCAAUGUCGGCACCCAGCGCUUCUAAGACAGUUGAAUUGCCUUUUGAAACGAAGAGAUGUUUACGACCCUAGCGAACUAGUACCCCCUUUUUCCUUAUGCCAUGGUUAUCCCCUGGCUGUGUAUUGAUA